CAAAUGACUAGAAAAUUGAUUCCACCUGCCCAUGUCAUGAGGGCUACAGACAAUCAAGCAUUAUGGACGAAAAUCGGCAUCAUCAAGGAACUGUCCUUGAUGGCGAAGUCCGUAAUCAUAUACGGAAGAGGUUGCUUCUUGAAGUUCCUCAACGUGAACACUGGAGAGGAAAUGUGCCUGACUUUGAACGACCACAAUGGGAAUGGCGAUGGCUUGAAAUGCUACAGAGGCCAUUCUUCGCUAUAUAUUUUCGCUUACAGCGAAUGCUGCCAGCGCCCGUUCAUCUACGUGAAGAGCUAUCCAGAUUUCCAGCUGAUAGUCAAGUUUGAAGGCGAAAGGGAAGGAUUCAAAUGUUUAGCAUUCUCAGACAGUUCGCUGUUGUUUUCCCUUGGCGAAAUGCCCCAUUACAAGGUGACUGCCUGGAACUGGAGAAGCAUGGAUAAGUUUGCGGAAAGCGCCAAUGAGCUGCUUUUUGAAAACCAAAUUAUCAGAUGCAGCUACGGCCGUCCAAUGUACCUGGCCCAAUUAGGAGUAGGCUCCACCAAACUGUUCAUCUGGGACGUUUUCACCGUCUGCAAAUCGACGAUUUUCGACAAACAUCAAGUGAAAAUCGGCAAUUUAAAGCCUGCACCAUUCGAAAGCGUGGUGUGGUCCGUGGAUGGGGUCGCCCUGUAUAUUAUUGAUAGAAAUGGAAGCAUUUACACGUUCGAUAGAGAUUUUUACCUGGAACUGGUAGUGGACGUAAGUAACGCCCACAUCUGUGGUACAAUCACGCCCUCGAUAUGCUGGUACCAGCACGGCCUAACUGUCUCCGGUCCUAACAAGGAGAUUCGGCAUUACAAGAAAGUGGGAUCUGCUUGGAUAUGCGACUCCAGCUUCCCCACCGAACAGAGCAUUGGCAAUAUCAUGAGCGGAAAAUAUGAAAAAUGCAUCGGACACACCGAUGUUUCGGAGAUCGUUUCUUUUGGCACCAGCUUGGAAAGUGUGGCGUUCCUGAAGAAAGGAGAGUCCAGUUUCAGCAACAUUUGCAUCCUCAAUCCACUGGGAGAGUUUGUGAUUGUAGUCAGAGCCUCAACUAUUUUGGAUGCUUACAGAAUGGACACUGGGAAAAGGAUAUCUUCAAUCACUCUGGAGCACAACAUCUCCUCAAUUGCGGAUAACCCAGCGUUUCCAUUUGUGGCAGUUGGGCAGGAAACUGGCAAUUUGAAGCUGGUCUCUUUCCACAAUGAAGCCAAGCCCAAUGUGUUGAUAAACCUGCCCUUAGCUGGCUUCAGCUUAGGCACAACUCGCUUCUUUGAGCAAGGGAAUAUUUUUGUUACUGGCAAUAAAAGAGAGGGGGAUUUCUUCAUUUUAAAAGGUUUACCAGGUACUCAAAUCGAAGUCAUCAAGCACUUGCAUGUGGGCCAACAAGUGGUCGACUACAUGCUAGUGGCGUCCCAGAACAUGAUCCGAUUCUUCGCCAUUCCGGUAACGCAGGACCAGUUUUAUGCAGGAAAUCGCCUGCUGCGCUACUGCAUAGUGGACAAACAAGUGGUCAAUAUCAAAGAGUUCAACUUCUCACGCGAUGAUUGCUGGUACAGGAAAAUCUACGCGAAGAAGGGCCCGGAUAGGGAUCGGAUGUUCUACCUGAUACCAUUCAAUUGCAGACAUGUGGAGGAAGCCGAAACCAAGCGAGGCAACCCGAGUGUCUUCAUAACCAGAAGCAUCAAAUCGGGCCACCAAAUGAAGUACUUUGUGCUCAGUUUCGGGACGAAACAUGCAAUCACUUGGGGUGUGGAUGGGUUUGUUUUCGUCCGAAGUCCAGACUUUCAGGACAUUGUUGGCAUGAGUUUGUCUCAUCAUCGGUUCCACAAAGGGGUCGCAAAAGCCAUCACCAACCCGGCGGCAAGCAUUAUUGUCAGUCUAGGAUGUGGCGGUUUGCUGGCGGCCGUCAAGUGUGUUGGUAACGAAGAAGACGAAACGUUAAUGGGUAAAUUGCGCGAAGAAAAGCUGAGCACCAAACUAGCCCUGAUGUUCAAAAGGCCCACAUUGGGCUUCGAGAUCGAGGAACGUUUCAUCGGGAAGUGUUGGCUGGAAAUACAGAAGUUGAAGAAGAUUGAAGCAGAGGAAGCCCAUUGCAAGAAGGAAAGGAACAAGAUCUUGAGCGACUUUCAGUAUAUUCAAUCAGUCGUUCAAAAUUUGGUGACUGAAAACCUCCGAGCUCCCGAAAACAAGACGCUGGAUUUGCUGGAGUUCUACCUGGACGCUCAGGCUUACCAUAGGAAGCAGCAGCGAAACAAGAAAGACUGCAAAGAACUGGAAACCUACCUGAAGAGCCUGAUUAUUGCCCAGGACAAAGUUUCGGAGUACAUCAUCAAGAACUACUACAUACCUAUGGGAGUGCAAUGGCACAACAUUGUGGGAAUCUUCAGCGCAGUGAAAGCGACCAACUACUGCCUGCUUCCUGAAAAUCUCGCCCGAAGCCAACGCCUUAACUGGAUUGAAGAGCAGCGAAAAGUCGAACAAUACCUCAGCAGCCAGGACACUUUCGAGCCCUGGCAAACCCUCACUAAAGAGGAAUUGCAGGAGAUUUUGGCUAAGAGACCAGCGCCGCCCAAGAACGACUACACCGGAUUGACUACCGCUUUAAACCUUCAGGAGGAAAUCGACGUGGUCGAUCCGGAGAAGUUUAUGGAAACGAAAAUUGCCAUCACCGGAAGUGUGGCGCAACUCUAUAUUGAUAUCAGCCCUGGUCACUAUCGGCAGAGGCAACUGAACACUUUCUAUCAGUGCGAGUUGCAGCAAGCCGUUGCUGAGAGGGAAGUGAUCAGACUGAAGCAGUGCUACAACAAAUGCUUCCAAAACACUCGCGCGAUUAAAGAACGGGAAAUGUACAACAUCAAGGAAAAAAACGCUCGACUGCGCCAAAUAAUAUCGGAGUUCAACUACUUUUCCGACACGAAGCUCAACAUCGAAAUCAACGACCCCGAAUGGGAGCCAAUAGAAAAUGUGGAAACCGACAUUCUCCGAGUGGCUGAUGAAGAAGUGCCAGUUGGGCCAUACGUUUCCCCUAGCGAGCAGGCUCUUCUAGACGCCAAAGCAGCUGAAGAAGAGCGGCUUCGCCUUCUGCUGCUAGCUGAUGACUUCCGGGAACGCGCCCUCAUGGCCAUGAUGAAUGGCGUUCUGGAAAUCCGAUGGGAGGACGAGCUGAAGAAGGACGUUCCCAAGCCCAAGUGUUUGCUGGAAAAAAGCCCGGAGGAAUUCAUCGAAGACGACUUGCGAGCCAUUCGGGAGUACGAGGACAAAGUGGUCCAACUGAAGACCGAGCGCGAAAAGUACAAAAGCCUGCUAGAGGUGGAGUUUGGAAAACUCUCCCUCAACCUGCGUGACUCUAUCCGGAAGUUCAACCAGAAGCUCUACGACUGCACGAAAUUCAAGUUCUACAUCGACUCUGGAAUGAACCAGGAAAACCUCAUGGUGAACAGGCAGAGAGUGAUCCAGAACGGCCGCAUUGAACUGGAUGCGACUGAGAGGAACAUUAUGAAGCAAAUCCGGGACUACGAGCUAGCCGUGGAGGAAAACCAGAGGCUCAUCACUCGAAUCCAGGAAGCCCUUGGGGAGUGCAGAAACAACAUGGAAACGAUGCAGAGCAAGGAAAAACAGCUGGAGAAGGCUUACAGGAGGGAUUUCCAGGAUAUGUCUCCAGUGAUCCAGGAGCAGGCGUAUAAAUUGUACAAGAAAAGACCAAAAGUGAACUUCCGCACCAUAUCAACAGCCACAGUACUGAACGAACUGGCAAAAUGCGUUAUAUCCAACGAGAUCACCUAUGCCUUGACUCAAGAGUGUCUCGAUUAUAUCAACGCUCUGGAAACUCUGGAUUUGUUCGCCGGAUUGCCUCCCACCAUCGAUGAAACCGUUUGGCACCUGAUUUGCAAACACCGAAGAUUCCGGAUUGAAUAUGAUAUGCGGCUGCGGGCCGCCCAGAUCCAGAUUCUGGAAGGCGAGGCCACAAUUGCCACGUUUCAGAAGCGCGUUGCCACUCAAAAAGAGAAAACCGCCAUUCUGAAUACUGAGCUGGAUCAGACCAGGGCUGAUCGACUUUAUUUAAUCCACAACAAGCAAAUGCAGUUGGUUCUAAGGCGCGGAUUGGUGGAAAUCCCGCUAACUGGGGAUCUUUUCACUGACUUUUCCGAUGCCAUUCUGGUUCCCAAGGCGGAAAUUGAGUACGUCAACAAUCUCAUUGUGGAAGCAGGCAAACUGAAGCUGAAGACAAUCGAGAAGAAUCUGAAGUUCCGCAGAACCAUGAUGGCCAUCGAAUGGGAGCAUACGAAGCUGCGGAUGAAAAUCAACGAUUUCAUCGAGCAGAAGCGCGAUAUUGAAAAUGUUAAGUUCACAAAAGAGAUGCAGUCAUAUUUGAAGAACAAAAGCUUGGGCCGGAAGCAAGACAUUGAAUCGUACGAGAUGGAGGUCGAGUUGCUGGCUGCUGCUUAUGAGAACCGGAUCAAAGACAAAAAGGACAAAGUGAAGAAGAUUUCGGUGCAACUGAAGACGUACCGGGAGAGUAACAAGCACCUGGACCAGCUCAUUAAGGAGAUCAACAUCGAUCUAUGCCACUAUCAAGUGGAGAAAGACUACGAAGUGGAAAAGAAGGAGAAGGAAAUUCUCAAAGCCAGAAUGAGUGCAAUGCUUAAUCGAAACCAACUAGUUCUGAAGGUUCAGAAGAACCACAACGAAAUCUUGGUUCUUCAAGCGGAGCUGGAGCUGCUGCGGCUCAGAACCUUCCCCACUCUUAAAUACAAAGUGUUAGACGAGUGAACAUGUACACUUUAAUUGGAGAAUUAAUGUACUUUUGAUGUACUUUUUGCUUAGUUGAUGCAAUAAAAUGCUUUUGUACAAUUCAA
Messenger RNA from Dendroctonus ponderosae (mountain pine beetle), 4880 nucleotides. Its product is annotated as cilia- and flagella-associated protein 43. The record is from RefSeq and is a predicted model, not a curated record. Gene Ontology annotation, biological process: cilium assembly. Gene Ontology annotation, molecular function: protein binding. The coding region runs from base 4 to 4794 and encodes 1596 amino acids. The transcript has 23 exons. Gene Ontology annotation, cellular component: axoneme. Lineage: Eukaryota; Metazoa; Arthropoda; Insecta; Coleoptera; Curculionidae.